AUGACCAGCAGGGCUGCAGCUAUGGACAGAGAGAUCAACCCAGAAGCGAUCAGGUUGCUCCAUUUCCUGAACCAGGAUUCCAGGAAGCUGGUGAAGGGGUGGUCGAUGCUGGAAUUCACAGCCAGCUCCUCGGAUAAAGCUGUCAGUCCUUCAAGGGCCUUGGUGAUGCUGCCAUCUGGGGAAGUGUUCAGAAGCAGUACAAACACUGGAAGCCUGAGUUUUAACAAAAGGAAUUCUACACCUCCCUGCCGCCCUUCUUCCCUUGCACUGUUUCAGGUCUUUGAUGAUGCUUAUAAGUCCCAGCUCAGCUGUGUGGUGGUGGAUGAUAUUGAGCGUCUGCUGGACUACUUCCCCAUUGGCCCUCGUUUCUCCAACCUGGUCCUUCGGGCUCUAUUGGUGCUGCUGAAGAAAGCUCCACCCAAGGGUCGGAAGCUGCUCAUCAUCGGCACCACCAGCAGGAAGGAUGUACUGCAGGAGAUGGAGAUGUUGGAUGCCUUCAGCACAACAAUCCAUAUUCCCAACAUCUCUACUGGGGAGCAGUUAGUCGACGCCUUAGAGCUACUGGGGAGCUUCACAGAUAAAAAGCGGGCCAGCAUCGCACACCAGCUCAAAGGAAAACGUGUGUGAAUCGGCAUCAGGAAG
Molecule: messenger RNA, 642 nt
Organism: Monopterus albus (swamp eel)
Lineage: Eukaryota; Metazoa; Chordata; Actinopteri; Synbranchiformes; Synbranchidae
Product: vesicle-fusing ATPase-like
Exons: 4
Coding region: 1-627 (208 amino acids)
Biological process (GO): intra-Golgi vesicle-mediated transport; Golgi to plasma membrane protein transport; SNARE complex disassembly
Cellular component (GO): Golgi stack
Molecular function (GO): ATP hydrolysis activity
Source: RefSeq, a predicted model, not a curated record